UUCAGCAUUCAGUCGUUGUUUAGUUAUGUUUUAUAUAUAUUUUUUUCCCUUCGUUUUUAAUGCCGAAUUAUUGAUUUUAAUAAAAAUAAUAUUUAUUUUAUCGAAUCAGUAGAAUAAUAACUUGCAGAAAUAAGCUAUUUGCCUUGAUCUGGUCGUUUCAGAGCUUAGUACUGUAGUAAAGUUUACACUUUUCCGUUAAAAUAUCUGAAAGAAUGCAUUUUUGGACUGUUUCCAAUAUUUUCUGUUGUUCUCCUUUGCCAAAGGAAAGAAGAAUAAAAAAAAAAAGAAAAAAAAAAACAAGGGAGCAUUUUUAUAACAUUAUUGAUUUAUUAUUAUAUCGAGGCAUAACUUACAUUUCUAAAUAGUUAGACCUUUUAAAACGCGAAACAAGGCCAUUAAAAACGCGAUAGUAUUUGCAGAAAAUGAAAUUUAUGCGAUUGCUGAAAGUAAAUUAUCGGCGGCGGAAGUAAAAGUUUAAGAAAUGUUCGACUUUAAGCCAUCGCAUCGGCGGUUAUAAUAGAAGUAUUGGUCGACUCGGCUGCCAUUAUUACUAUGGUUGGCGACGGACACAUCGACCAGCGACCAGACGGCGAUGCACGAGGUCAGGGAGCUGCAGACGUACGAAGAUGAGGAGGAGGAAUCUGCUGGAUGUUGUUGUCUUUCUAGUAUUUGUCCGGAGCCAUAUCUAGUGCAGGUGAUAGCCUUCAUUUGUGGUUUAAUUGUGAUUCUUUUGAUGAUUUUGUGCCUGGCUUCUUCAAAUUGGUUGACAGCAGAAAAAUUUCGUCAAGGAUUAUGGGAACAGUGUAUUGAUGAUGAUUCACCUUUACCAUUACCAUUCAAUAUUGAAAAGAAGCCUGGAUGUUAUCCAGCAAGAGAGGCCUCCUAUAUUCAAGCAGCAGCUGCUUUGUGUGUCAUAACACUUAUCUUUGAUCUUGGAGCAACUGUGAUGACUGGCUGCGGACUCUGCAGCAAAGAUCCAACUAGAAAAUACAAACUUUAUCGUUAUGCAUUAUAUGUCAUGGUUGGUGCAUUAUUAUCAAUAUUAAUUGCACUUGUCAUAUAUCCUGCUUGCUUUGCUGCUGAGAUUGAAGACAGCAACAGACAAGUUUGGGAAUUUGGAUGGGCCUAUGGUGUUGGAUGGGGAGCAGCAAUCUUUUUGUUUGGUGCCAUUCUUUUGUUACUCUGUGACAAAGAAACAGAAGAAAUUUAUUACAAGGAACGGACCGUCACUCAUGAUGAUGGCAGUGCGUAACAAAUCGACUGCACUGUAUAUAUAUCACAUAUCGUCCAUCCAAAAUCAUUGUCCAGUGUGUUAAAAGUCACCUCUUUGUAUGAUCACUCCUGAUAGAUUCAACAAUUUGAGCUGUGAAAUAGUGACAGCACCAAAAUCAGUUAUUAGAAAAUAUACUUGUGUAAUAUUGACAAUCCCAUCUCCAGACAUUUUAUAUUAACUAAAAUUCCUUUAAAUUAAUAUUCUCUCACUACAUACAUUUGCAUUAACAAAAGAACUAUAAUAUAUAAAUAUUGCAUAAAAUAAAACUUUCUUUUUAUUAAAAACCAUUCAACAUAUUAACCAUUAAACAUGUGAUCAAACAUCACAGCCAAUUAUUCAGGGGUGCUAUUGAAACUUCAUUUAAAUAUAUUAAUGCUGCAUACAAUUUAAAAGCAGCAGUAUAUAAUCUAAAUAUUUGCUAACGACAGGGUCCUUCCCCUAUUUUCUACCUCAAAAGUUUUAUCUCAUUCAUAUUUAGAUUUUUUGAUAGGGUUGUUGUUAUAAAGAAAAAUAAAAUCACAAAUAAAUAUUGUUUAUAAAAUCUAUUAUUAUUAUUCUAUAUUGGCCUUUUUCGAUUUGUGUUGUUUGAAAGAACACUGGCACAGGUUAAUGAAAACUAUAUUGCUAAUUAACUUAUCAAAGACAAUAAAUUUGUUUCGUAAUGGAAUUUUUAAAAUCUAGCAUUGCUAAUUAUUUGUAAAUUGCCAAAUAGAUACUACAAAGCUGUAUACCAGAAUGUGGUGAUAGGAAGAAUUUUGAUAAUUUUAUUUGUUUAAAUGUACUUAGUGUUAUUUAUUUGAAUUAUUUAAAAUAUAGGAAAAUCAAAUUUAAAAUCUAAAAUAUUAUCAUCAUCAUGUAUUUU
This is a messenger RNA of Centruroides sculpturatus (bark scorpion), 2135 nucleotides long. RefSeq names its product transmembrane protein 47-like. The transcript is spliced from 4 exons. Bases 593 to 1252 code for a protein of 219 amino acids. Gene Ontology annotation, cellular component: membrane; cell-cell junction. The record is from RefSeq and is a predicted model, not a curated record. Gene Ontology annotation, biological process: cell-cell adhesion. NCBI's taxonomy places the organism in Eukaryota, Metazoa, Arthropoda, Arachnida, Scorpiones, Buthidae.